UUUAACGGUUUUCAAAAUCAAAUGGAUGAUCCGGUUGAAAUCAUCGACUCAAAUGAUGAAGAAGAUCAACCAGGAAAUCGGAUUAAAAUGGAAACACCAUUUGACCAUUGUCAUGGCGAAACAUUUCAGUUAAAUGAUGUAUUUGAAAAUGACGACGAUGGAAGCUAUGCCGACGAACUGCCAGAUACGAACUUAAUUGGCAUUGAUUAUCACGAAGCGGUUACGAACAAAGGUCAAGAUAGUAGCAAAAAUAAAGCGGCUAGCGCAAUCACCGGUAUGAUUGUAGUCGAUGGUCGCCAAAUGGACUCAACAAAUAAAAGUACAUCCACUGCCACAUCGAACAAUAGAUCAAAAGUCGUUGAUGGUGCCAAAAUUAACAGAUCGACAGGAAGAUCAACUGAAUGUCCAAAAGAAGCGGCUGAAUUGGGUUUGAUUCAACAAUCAAAAAGAAAUAAAAGAUCGAGUUCAUUGAACCAGAAGGAGAUGAAAAAGCGAUUCAAAUGCCGAGUUUGUGAAUACUCCAGUGAUCAAAAGGGGAACAUAAAUUUGCAUAUGCGUACUCACACCGGCGAGAAACCAUAUCAAUGUGAUAUUUGCCGCAAAGGAUUCACAACCCUGCAAAGCAUGAAAAAGCACAAAGUGACGCACACUGAUGAAAUUCCAUUCCAUUGUCGAGGAUGUUUCACUGGAUUUUCCCAGAAGACCGAUCAAAGUGCACAUGAAAAAGUGUGCAAAUAUCGUCGAUAUGAAUGCCAUAUCUGUAAGAAGUUUGUCACUGUGGGUAAAACUAUGUUGAAAGUGCAUAUGCAAACGCACUUCCGUGAAAAACCGUUUCGUUGUUAGAUUUAGCGUUUUACAAGGAGACAAAACUUGAUGACACAUUUAAACGACAUCCACGCCAGAAUCAACCCAUAAAUUCGACCAUUCAAGCCAGUUUCUUUUGUAAUUUACACAAUCAUCGAUAAUACAAUACAUAGCGAUACA
Contarinia nasturtii (swede midge) is the source of this 984-nucleotide messenger RNA. Its product is annotated as zinc finger protein 182-like. The transcript has a single exon. The record is from RefSeq and is a predicted model, not a curated record. Lineage: Eukaryota; Metazoa; Arthropoda; Insecta; Diptera; Cecidomyiidae. Gene Ontology annotation, biological process: regulation of transcription by RNA polymerase II. Gene Ontology annotation, molecular function: DNA-binding transcription factor activity; RNA polymerase II cis-regulatory region sequence-specific DNA binding. The coding region runs from base 22 to 843 and encodes 273 amino acids.